UUGAGGUAAAGACUAUUCAUCAAUAGAAUUCAGGCAAGAUAUACUGCGCAAAUUGAAUAAUCAAAUGUAAAAAUGUUUUGAAACCUUUAACAGAUCAAUAUUAAUUGUAGGUCAUUAACGCUGCUAAUUCUGAAUGAUCACGCGUCCUGUGAAGUUGUCAAUCAUAUGAACUAACCAAUCGCCUUAAAGGGCGUUGCGCGUCCGUGUUUGUGAUUGGGCGGCAGAGCGCGUACGCGCGGUGACGUCACCACUGGUACCCAAGCAGUUGCAGCGUGUGAACAUGGCGAACAUCAGAAGUGUUAAAGGUAUGGUGGGUCUGGUGACAGGAGGGGCCUCUGGUUUGGGCAGAGCCACAGUGGAGCGGCUCCUCAGUCAGGGGGCCAGCGCUGUGAUCCUGGACCUGCCCAGCUCAGAUGGACACAAGGUGGCUGCUGCUCUCGGAGACCGAUGUGCAUUUGCUCCUACUGAUGUCACGUCGGAGUCAGAUGUAAGAUCGGCUGUGGUUUUGGCCAAGCAGAAGUAUGGCAAAGUGGACCUGGCGGUGAACUGUGCUGGGAUAGCUGUGGCUGUGAAAACAUACAACUUUAAAAAGGACCUUCCUCACAGUCUGGAGGACUUCACUCGUGUUAUCACUGUGAACAUCGCUGGGACUUUUAAUGUGAUCAGACUGGCUGUAGGGGAGAUGGGAAAGAAUGAGCCCGAUGCAGAUGGACACAGAGGCUGUAUCAUCAACACAGCCAGUGUUGCUGCUUAUGAUGGACAGGUGGGUCAGGCGUCAUACUCUGCCUCUAAAGGUGGGAUUGUGGGUAUGACACUUCCUAUUGCUCGGGAUCUUGCACCAAUGGGGAUCCGUGUGGUCACCAUCGCCCCAGGUGUUAAGUUGCUACCAGUGGGAAUCCACAGAAGUGAUGCUGUAGUGCCAGAAGCAACUUAACAACUCACGCAACAAAUAUUUUGCUGAAUUGAGCUAUGUGUGAAUAGAGCUCUACAGAUGCUGGUAUUACUUCCUGCUAUUUCCUCAAAGACACUCAAAGAAAUCAUGUUUACCUGUGAAACUGGUUGACAUGAGUUAACAUGUAUUGAUGUAACAUGUACUGUGCUAUGGUUAUAUGUGCACAUUUUAAAUAUUUGUGAUUCUGUCUGCUUACCUGAUGAGAUUUCCAACUAUAUUUACUGUAAACAUUUCCCAUUCAAACACACUUAAUAUUAAUUAUUUCUAGAAUAUAAACAGGGAACUGUCAAUGCAUUUUAUGUAUAAAAAGUGUCUCUAAAUGAAGAACCACAAUUAAAUAAGGCUGAAAUGUGUGAUUUCUGUGCAAUUAGUGGCAUUCAGCAGAAGUAAAAAUAAAGAAAAAAUACAUAACUAUAUUUUACUGUAUACAUUUGAACUGACUCAAGCUAAAUAGCAAUGGUAUUAUGUCUUCUGGGAAGCUGUUUAAAGCUUAAAUGAACUUGUUUCAUAAUUGACAAACUUUAGUUACUGAACUAUACUGAAUCAAUACUGAACUAACUUGAGCUGAAUAAUGACACUUGAAUUUGAAUUCGUCUAAUAUUUGAUGAAGUUUGCAUCAUCAAAUCUGUUAUUUUCCUGUUUAUUGCUGUCAUGCUGCUGUGAAACAUUCUGUAUCGUAUACCAUUAUAAGCAAUAUAAAUAAAAGU
Carassius carassius (crucian carp) is the source of this 1659-nucleotide messenger RNA. RefSeq names its product 3-hydroxyacyl-CoA dehydrogenase type-2-like. Gene Ontology annotation, biological process: estrogen metabolic process; fatty acid metabolic process; androgen metabolic process. The coding region runs from base 281 to 934 and encodes 217 amino acids. Lineage: Eukaryota; Metazoa; Chordata; Actinopteri; Cypriniformes; Cyprinidae. Gene Ontology annotation, molecular function: estradiol 17-beta-dehydrogenase [NAD(P)+] activity. The record is from RefSeq and is a predicted model, not a curated record. Gene Ontology annotation, cellular component: mitochondrion. The transcript is spliced from 6 exons.